Molecule: messenger RNA, 3246 nt
Organism: Alligator mississippiensis (American alligator)
Lineage: Eukaryota; Metazoa; Chordata; Crocodylia; Alligatoridae
Gene: LENG9
Product: leukocyte receptor cluster member 9
Exons: 3
Coding region: 773-2131 (452 amino acids)
Molecular function (GO): metal ion binding
Source: RefSeq, a predicted model, not a curated record
UCCUGGGUUUUAGCCCAAUGCAGGAAGGGGAGCAGGGGCUGGUAGGUUAGAGCAGGGGGGCUGGGAGUCAGGGUUCAAGCUGCCCAGCUGGCUCCCAUUUUUCUGGGAAAGGUGGAUGGCUGGGCUGGGCCCUUGGCAUUGCAGGAAAGGUGAGUGUGCUGGGGCUGUUAGUCCACCAGCCUUUCACUUGAGCCUAAAAGGUCAGGGCCCUUAUCCAGUCCUCCUACCUGCCCCCCCCCUGUCCUGGGGAUGCCUGUAGGACAGUUUCUAGCCCUCUCCCCUCAUUCACCUAGCUUAUCCCCCACCCCAAGGCUUUACUAUACCCCAACACCAAUGUAGCUGUCAGAUCUCAGGCCCAGUUGCUUAUCCCUUCCCCUUGCCCUGCCUUUCCUUGCAGGCCUUACACACACCAGCCUGCCAGUCCUGUGGGGGCGGUGGGCUGGGGCAUAUAUACUCCAGGUCUUACCAUGGAGCCAAGAUCACCCCCACCCCUGCCUGGGCAGCCCUCCUCCCCAGCAGGGAGCCUGGCCUGUGGUCUCAGCUGCAACAUCUGGCUGGCUGCAGGCCACAGGUCUCUUCCCUCCCCCCCCCAAACUGGCCCCCUGGGUUGCAAUUGUUUAAAUUUCCUGGCACUGGGCUAUUUCCCCUGUAAACAGUGGGGGGGGAGGGGCCAGCUUGAAAUACUGCAGGAGCCGGCACCAAGCCUGACAGGCCCAGGGGGCAAAGGUAGCGGGUGAUGCAGACCAGAUGGUGAUGGUGACAGCAGUAGGUGAUGCAGCAGUACCAUGCGGCUGACAGCAUGCAGUCAAUGGAGGAAGGAGCUCCCGCCCCUGGGGAGGACCCCAUGCCCCCUGCAGCCGAUACCCCGGUUUCUGACACUGUGGCCCAGGGGGUUGCUGACUCCUCUCUGGAGCCCAGAGCCCCCUGCCGCUUCUUCCUGGAGGGCCGGUGCCGCUUUGGCAGCCGCUGCAGGAACCCCCACCCCAGCCAGCCAGCUGACUCCCCCCAGCCCCCACUGCAGCCCUCAGCCCCCAGCAAGAAGCCCCCCAUGAAGACAGCUGAAGAUGUCAUCUCCCGCAUCCUCUGGGACCCCCUGCUGGACCCCAGCAGCUUCUCCGUGGGCUACCUCGACCGCUUCCUGGGUGUCCUGGAGGAACCCUUCACAGCCUUCUCCUGGGAGGACCUGGUGUCAGCUGGGCCUGGGGUGCUGGCCGUGCCCCAGCACCGCAUCCGAUACUUCAAGUACUGUGGCCGUAUGGUGUGGGACAGGGCUACCCGUGCCGAUGACAUCUUUGGUUCCACCGGGAGCAGGUGCACCAUCCUGGAGGUGAUGAAGGAGGUGGCUGAGGCCCAGCAGAUAGGCUUGGGAAUGGGAGCAGGGGCAAGGGACCCUGACUCAGCUGUGGAUGAGAACCACGCCUCAGAUGGGAAGGAUGGAGGUGUGGGUCAUGGCUGUGAGGAGACAGCUUUGGAGAGCCAUGAGGAGGAGGAGGAUGAAGAUGGCCUCCUGGACCCAUACACCAGCCCACCAGCCCACCGGAGACUGCGCCCCAGCCACUUUGUAGCCGUCCGUGUCACCAGCCCAGAGCUCUGUGGAGCCAUGGGACAGGUGCAGGAGACCCUGUCCUGCUGCUGCCCAGCCUUGGCGGGGUUCUGCAUGCCUUUGGGCAGCCUCCACCUCACACUGUGCCUGCUGCGGCUGGACACCCCCUCCGAGAUCAACGCGGCUAUUGUUGCCCUUCAGGAGCUCCAGGCUGAGCACCGGCGUCUCCUGCCUCCUGCCCCUGUGCUGCGCUUCCAGGGCCUGGCUGCCUUCAGCUCCCGUGUGCUCUAUGCUGCUCCUGAGCCCUCCCCUGAGCUGGGAGCCCUGGCCCAGGCCCUGGAGCAGGCGUUCAGACGCAAGGGGGUGACGGUGAUCCGACCCCAGGGGCACCCCUGCUUUCAUGUCACCAUAGCCAAGAUACCACCCCAGGCAGAACCAAGCCUGAGCCUGCCCACAGAGCUGCCAGGGGUGCUCAGCCAUGGGGAGCUGGGGGUCCAGGGAGUGGAAGCGCUGUGCCUGUGCCAAGUGGGGCCAGGGAGACGGACUGAUGGCUUCUACACCAGUGUCUUGGAGCUGGAUCUGUACUGAAGUCCCAGGGGCAGCCCCUGCCCUCCUCCCAGUCCUGUGGAGCUCAUCCCCUCCUGGAUCUGGGGCUCUGCAACUCAACCAGCUCUGAACCAGAACCCUUGCCCCCAGCUAGGACCCCUGGGUUUUGUCCCAGCUCUGGCAGGGAUCCAGACCCGUUUCACUGCACUCCUAGCUUUUGUUCUUUCCAGACUCAUGCCAAGUGGUCCCUCUCCCCUCCACCCAUGCUGCUGUUUUGAAUCACCAGCCCAGAGCCCUGCAGUCUCCAUUUCCAGCUUGCAGGUUUGGCUUUUCACCAUGGUGCACCAGAACACUUGGGUUCCACUGACCCAUGUGCUGUCCUCCUCCCCAGCCUCCCAGAAACAGGAAAGUUAUCUGAAUCUCCCCAACUUAGGGCUCUUGCCAUCUAAGUUGAAGGAGGCUGUGAUAUGCCACAGGCUCUGCAGCCCCCUCCUGCUGUAGCUUGGCUUUGGCCAGUAAAUAGAGGACAAAGGGGCAAAUUCAGCCUUGUCCAGGGGGCACCAAUUUGGGAUAGCCACCUUGCAGGGCAAAAGCCUGGCCCCAAGCUAACUGUAUACCUGUCUUUCCCAGCCAGUACCUUGACCAGAUUCCAACUCUACCCACAAAUGGGAAAAGACCUAAGAGUCCUGGCUCCAACCCCCCUCCUCUGACCCACCCCAGCCACUUCUCCACCCAGUCACAGCUAAAAAAACCCCAGGAAGCACUGAAUUUGUCUGCCCACACCAGAGCGGGGGGGGGGGGGGGGGGGGGUAGGACUUUAGGAUGUCCCUUAGGUGCAUCUGAGGCUUCCUACAACUCACAAGCUCAAGGGUGUUUGUUUCUGAAGAGGCUGAGAAAGGAGAGUGAUGCUGCUACUGGAUGAGGAAACUGAGGCACAGGCAGUCUAUACCUCCCUGGUGUGCCAGGACCAAGAAGCAGAGGGUGCUUAUUCCAGUAACACCAGACAGAAGACACAUCCUACAAGUCCUUUCAAGGUGCUGGUUGAUUGUGUAAAAGCUAACUGCAAGAAGUCUGAGGCAGAGGUGGGAUACCAACCCUUACUCCGUGGGUAGCCCCUGAACCAUGCUGCAGAGACAAUAAAUGUAGUGAGAAACCUU